AUGGUGAAUAUUAAAGAUAAAUAUGAAAACCCAUCAACCUCGCAGAGUGCUCCAACAACCCCGAGACCUUUGCGUCGAGACCCAUCACUUCCAACGUCUUUACCUACAUACUCAAAGCCAGAUAAACUGCAAGUUGUAUCUCAAGAAAAGCCUAUAUCUUGUAGAAGAAGGUUCCUCAAAUACCUUUACAAUAGAGAAAAAAAGACAUUUUGUGGUAGAACGUGUAAAAAUUGGUUUUCGAUCAUCAUCUAUUCUGUCCUAUAUGUAAUAUCUUUGGCAGCUUAUUCCCUGUUAUUUUUAUAUGGUACUUUAAUAAUAUUGAAGGAAUUAAUUGAUUAUCGAGUUAUGGACAAAGUGGAGUUACUGACUUACUCAGAAAAUGGGAUCGGCCUUUCAGGGACGCCAGCUUCUGAAGGUGAUCAGCCAAUAAUCUGGUAUAGGCAAGGUGUUGAAGAUGAUUACAAAAAAUACAUUAACGCGAUCGACAGACUUUUAGUCAAGAAUAGAAGAAAAAGGGAGCUCAGUGAUUUAGGGCCUUGUGGCGAAGCUCCUUACGGAUACGGAGACAAACCUUGUGUGAUAAUCAAGAUAAAUAAACAGUUGUAUUGGAAAGGGAAACCAUUGGACACCAAUUCAUCUGAAACGAAAUUGGCACCAAAGCAAGUUCUGAAUUGGAUACAGAGAGACAAGAAACUCUGGAAUUUCUGCGAAGGGGUUACCUCGUUCGACAAAGAACACUUGAGGGAUAUCGAUUACUAUCCAAACCCUCCAGGCAUAGAUCCUGGCAUAUUUCCAAUAGAUUUGCAAAGCGCUUUGCCUGUAGUUGCCAUACAAAUAUCGAAUUUUACUAUAGGUACAUCAUUGGCGAUAGAGUGUAAACUUUGGUACGAAGGAGGUCCUUCAUCUUUUGGGUUUGUAAUAUAUAUUGCUCCAGAUAGUCAAGUAGUUUAUAGGAAGACGAUUGAUAGUGAAAUAAAUAGUGGAUGA
Messenger RNA from Bombyx mandarina (wild silkworm), 987 nucleotides. Its product is annotated as sodium/potassium-transporting ATPase subunit beta-1. Lineage: Eukaryota; Metazoa; Arthropoda; Insecta; Lepidoptera; Bombycidae. Gene Ontology annotation, molecular function: ATPase activator activity. Gene Ontology annotation, biological process: intracellular potassium ion homeostasis; sodium ion export across plasma membrane; intracellular sodium ion homeostasis. The record is from RefSeq and is a predicted model, not a curated record. Gene Ontology annotation, cellular component: sodium:potassium-exchanging ATPase complex.